Molecule: messenger RNA, 1041 nt
Organism: Pediculus humanus corporis (human body louse)
Lineage: Eukaryota; Metazoa; Arthropoda; Insecta; Psocodea; Pediculidae
Product: RING finger protein, putative
Exons: 7
Coding region: 1-1041 (346 amino acids)
Biological process (GO): protein ubiquitination; ubiquitin-dependent protein catabolic process; positive regulation of DNA-templated transcription
Cellular component (GO): cytoplasm; nucleoplasm
Molecular function (GO): ubiquitin protein ligase activity
Source: RefSeq, a predicted model, not a curated record
AUGGCAGAAGCUACAGUCGAAGAUAAUACAACCAAUAGAUUUUUCUGUCACAAAUGCAGCAUCGAAAUUACGCGUGUUUUAGAAGAUUACACAUGUCCUACAUGUCGUGGAGGAUUCAUAGAAGAAUUGGAUUCGACAAACACUUCUGACGAUCCAAGUGAUGAUCACAGCGAUGAUGAAGUGGAAGAAUUUUUUUCUGAUGUUCGAAAUCAACUUGGUCAAUUUCUUUUUGAAAGAGUAGCUGGGAGGGGAAAUCAAAAUAGAGACUCCAGGGCUGGUGAAACGGAAGCAGUUGAAGGAGAUGGAAAUGGAAGACGGUAUCAGCAUGGAUCAUCUUAUUAUAAUAUUAAUCUUCGCCCCAGUGUACUUGCUUUAAUUAUCUCACUUAUAAUAAGUAACAGAACAAGACAAAAUCAUUUAUCAUUUAGAAAUCGUGUCGGAAGAAAUCAGGCUAUUGUAAUUAACACACUUCAGUAUCUUGAAGAUUUUUUCUCCCUUCCUGGAAUGGAUCGUCUUAGGUUUUUCUUGGGAAACCCUGCAGAUUAUGCAUGGGGUAGAGAAGGUUUAGACACAAUUGUUAGUCAGUUAUUAAAUCAUAUGGAUGUUAGUGGUCCACCUCCUCUUAAUGAAGAAAAAAUAAAGGAAAUCCCUGUCACUGAAAUCGGUCAAGAACAAGUUGAUAGUAAAUUGCAGUGUUCAGUGUGCUGGGAAGAUUUUAAGAUUGGAGAAUCCGUUCGUAAAUUAGAAUGUGAACAUUUCUAUCAUGAAUCGUGCAUUGUACCUUGGUUAGAAUUGCACGGAACUUGUCCAAUAUGUCGUAAAAGUUUAUUAAGCGACGAAGAAGCAGAAAAAAAUUCUGCAAGUACAAGCAACAAUAGUAGUACAUCGAAUUUAGCUGCAAUGUUUCAAGCCGUUCGCCGUAGAUCGUCAAAUAUUCAUCCGGGAAAUUCAUCAUCCGUAGCAAGCACAUCAAAUACGAAUAAUGCAAACGGACGGCAACCAUCUUCUAGUGAUUUUCAAAUGGAUUUGGAAUAUGAUUAA